AUGGCACUUCCCUCGGACACACUCGUUCACUCCCUUGGUCAUAAUACCUUGGGAAAGAUAGAUAUCGCUGUUCAAUCGGUGCUUUUGGCUAUUGUUUUUGUUUCCGUCGGUCUGCGGUUAUGGUCACGACCAUUGCAGUGGAUUUCACUGCAAUUGAAUGAUUUGUUGAUUAUACUUGCCAUGUUCUUUAUGGUCGGUCGCUAUGUGGUGGAAAUCAUCAUGGUCGUGCUGUGUGGAAUGGGGCUGCAUUCCACCGAAGUAGCCCAGGUCGGAGGGUCCGAGGUUUUGGUCCAAUUCCAUCAGCUUACAUAUGCGGGUGAUCUUCUCUGGGUCACGAUAAUCGCCUUGAUCCAGUUGUCAGUUCUCAGCUAUUAUGUGCACAGAUUUGGUCAGCGCACUAUUACCUUGCUAGCAUAUGUCCUUGUGGGUCUAUGUUCGUCUCUCUGGAUUGCAGGCUUCUUUGCAACUGCGUUCUUCUGUACCCCGCCGAAAAGAAUAUGGCUUCCCGACACUCCGGGCCAUUGCGGUGAUCGCGAGAUGCUGCAUACCGGCGUCAUUGCGAGUGAGACAAUUCUUAGCUUCUUUAUUGUCAUUCUUCCUACCCCCUUGAUAUGGGAUAUGCCCAUGUCGAAGACUAGGAAGACUUCACUGGCGUGUAUCCAAGUGCUGGGGCUGGCCAUUGUUACCAUUAUUGCUAUCCGCAUGAAAAUCGACCUCGACAUCGACCCAAAAGACCCAACCUAUGGCUCUGCCAGGAAGUCAAUACUGUCAUGUAUCGUGCCUCUCCUGGGAAUAAUUGUUGCCUGUCUCCCGACUCUGGAGCCAGCCAUUCAAAGGAUUUUCAGGAUAUCAGCGCUUCCCUCUCCAGCCCAUACAUCUAUAUAUGAUCCGACGUUUGCGAGAUAUUGGAAGACGACGGUUCUUUCGGGUAGAGGGAUGGAGGAACCGGAGAUGCCUCUAGUCAGUCUUGCGCAGCCUUUCGUGGCAAAGAUGGGUUAUCUUGCUCCUGGGGAUAUUCAGGUCACUUCUCAUUGGGAGAUUCAUUCGUCGCGAGGUUCGGCGAGGUUUGAUAAAUCACCCGUACGGCAGGCCUGA
Messenger RNA from Penicillium verrucosum, 1095 nucleotides. RefSeq lists its product as uncharacterized. The coding region runs from base 1 to 1095 and encodes 364 amino acids. The record is from RefSeq and is a predicted model, not a curated record. The transcript has 4 exons. NCBI's taxonomy places the organism in Eukaryota, Fungi, Ascomycota, Eurotiomycetes, Eurotiales, Aspergillaceae.